Molecule: messenger RNA, 2905 nt
Organism: Poecile atricapillus (Black-capped chickadee)
Lineage: Eukaryota; Metazoa; Chordata; Aves; Passeriformes; Paridae
Product: ferrochelatase, mitochondrial
Exons: 11
Coding region: 62-1306 (414 amino acids)
Biological process (GO): heme biosynthetic process
Molecular function (GO): protoporphyrin ferrochelatase activity
Source: RefSeq, a predicted model, not a curated record
GGUAUCGGGGCGGUACCGGGGCGGUGUAACGCGAGGGGCGGUGCCGGGGCUGUCUGAGGGAAUGCGGGCGGCCAAGAUGGCUGCUGCCACCGCCGCUGCCGCUGCUGCUGCCGGGCGUCACCUGCUGAGGAGCUGCAGCCAGCUGCGGGUGCCGCUGCGAUGGAGAGGCCAGGCCACGGCCGCCGCUGUGCCGGAGAGCACCAAGGCCCAGAUCCAGCCCCAGGAGCGAAAACCUAAGACGGGAAUCUUGAUGUUGAACAUGGGAGGCCCGGAGCGGCUGGAUGACGUCCACGAUUUCCUGCUGCGUCUCUUCCUGGACAGAGACCUAAUGACGCUUCCAGCUCAAAAUCAAUUAGCUCCGCUCAUUGCCAAGCGCCGCACCCCGAAAAUCCAGGAGCAGUACAGCAGGAUCGGCGGGGGCUCCCCCAUCAAGAAGUGGACGGCGGUGCAGGGAGAGGGCAUGGUGAAACUGCUGGACAGCAUGUCUCCUCACACUGCGCCUCACAAGUACUACAUCGGCUUUCGGUACGUGCACCCGCUGACGGAGGAGGCCAUCGCCGACAUGGAGAGCGAUGGCAUCGAGAGAGCCGUGGCCUUCACCCAGUACCCCCAGUACAGCUGCUCCACCACGGGAAGCAGUUUAAAUGCCAUUUAUCGCUACUAUAACGAGAAAGGGGAGAAGCCAAAGAUGAAGUGGAGCAUAAUUGACCGAUGGCCCACACAUCCCCUUCUCAUUCAGUGCUUUGCUGAUCACAUCCAGAAGGAGCUGAACCUGUUCCCCCCGGACAAAAGGAAAGAGGUGGUCAUCCUGUUCUCAGCGCACUCGCUGCCCAUGUCUGUGGUGAAUCGCGGUGAUCCCUACCCUCAGGAGGUGGGAGCCACUGUCCAGAGGGUCAUGGAGAAGCUCAACUACUCCAACCCUUACAGGCUGGUGUGGCAGUCCAAGGUUGGCCCAAUGCCUUGGCUCGGCCCCCAGACAGACGAGACCAUUAAAGGACUGUGCCAGCGAGGAAAGAAGAACAUGUUGCUGGUCCCAAUUGCAUUUACGAGUGAUCACAUUGAAACUCUGUACGAGCUGGAUAUCGAGUAUGCCCAGGUUUUAGCCAGAGAGUGUGGAGUUGAGAACAUCAGAAGAGCGGAGUCUCUCAAUGGAAACCCGCUGUUCUCCAAGGCCCUGGCAGACCUGGUGUGCUCCCACCUGCGCUCCAACGAGGUGUGCUCCCGCCAGCUGACCCUGUGCUGCCCGCUCUGCGUCAACCCCGUGUGCAGGGAGAGCAAGGCGUUCUUCAGCAGCCAGCCCCUGUGAGCCCCGGCCCGGGGCAGGGCUGGCCAGCAGCAGGCACAGCCUGCCUUUGGCUUCCUCCUCCCCAUCAUUUCUUUCUUUGAGAAGAGCUGUAGGAAGUAGGGGAAUAAGGGCAUUUCUCCUGUCGGGUGUGAGGAGAUGUCGUGUCACCGACCCCGGCUGGAGUUAGCGUGAGCCCAGCAGGAUGCACUGAAAACCUUACACGGCUUUUUUUACAAUUAGCUUCUAUUUCUAUGCAGGGAUUCCUUUGUAUGCAGGGUGGGCACCAGUGCACUCUCUGGCCAGCUCCAAGGUUCUUUUGCUUUUGUUUAAGGUGCACUCUGACCAGCACAGCCUGUUUGUUCUGAGAGGGACUUUGCAGCUGGCUUUGGAGAUUUUGGAGAUCAAGUGACUCCUAAUGCUUUUCAAUAAUGUGUGUGUAUAUAUAUACAUAUAUAUAUAUAUAUUUGGGUUUUUUUCAGAACUUAAGGCUUUGUUUUGGUUUGGUUUUCUCCUGCCAAAAACUCCGGUGAAAGCUUAGCUGGGAUAGUAGAACGCACAAAACUUGUUUACAUUUUCUAGGAAAAACAUUUUCAUUAUCUGCAGGAAAGCAUUUGAAGAGCAUAAAUUGAAAGGCAUUUGCCUGCUUGGGUGAUACUGGAGAAUUUGCUCCAUUGUGUUUCAAGUCUAGCAGGAGCACGUGUGGAAACGUGUUGGCUUAUCUGUUAAGCAGAACGGCUUUUAAAAUUCUUAUUUUUAUUAAAAAGGGCUUUUUGUGUUUGGUGAAGUAAAUUUAGGAAGUCAGGCUUGUUCUCCAGGGGGUUUACAGCUCUGCUCUGUGCUUUCUGCUGUGCUGCAGCAGUGUGGUUUUGUGGGAUACCUGUGGAGUGCCGUGGGUAGGGCUGUAAUUGCUGUUAUUUAAAGGGAGAGGAUCGGUCAGGAGUCACUCAGAGUUUCACACUGCAGAUCCCUGAGAGCAGGCAGGGCUCUCCUGAAAGGCUGCCAGCCCCAGCAGGGCAGGGCCCUGGCACUGAGUGACCCCGUGCCCUUGGGAGCCACACGUUUACUUGAUGUCCUUAGCACUGAAAUGCCAGGACCUGGGCACUGCAGCCUGGGCACUGCAGCCUGGGCACUGCUGCUGCAGCCUGGGAGCUGCUGCUGCUUCCUGGGCACUGCUGCUGUGCCUGGGAGCUGCUGCUGCUGCCUGGGCACUGCUGCUGCUGCCUGGGCACUGCUGCUGCUGCCUGGGCACUGCUGCUGUGCCUGGGAGCUGCUGCUGCUGCCUGGGAAUUGCUGCCGUGCUGCUCAGGUGAGGCACGAGCAGUUUGGAGCUCUGCUCUUGGGAGAACAGGGUGUUUAGAGAGAGAAGAGGCCUCCUGUGGUGCAGCAGGGGUUUGUGGAGUUCUGUUGGGUUGCUGGAGUUAAGGAUGGGGUGCUGGAGGAACGGCUGGAUGCUGUGGAGUGCUGUACAUCCCUGAUACCUCUGGAGAGCUGCUUGCUCACUGCCAUACCUGCUUCCCAGGGUGAGACAGAUUCCUCCAGUGCCAGAACCUCCUGCAGCACCCUGGCCCUCUCAGAAAGAAGUCUUCCUCGACCCUUCAUGCCUGUGCCUGUUGCAGGGAG